This is a messenger RNA of Mesocricetus auratus (golden hamster), 2924 nucleotides long. RefSeq names its product family with sequence similarity 227 member A (gene Fam227a). The record is from RefSeq and is a predicted model, not a curated record. Lineage: Eukaryota; Metazoa; Chordata; Mammalia; Rodentia; Cricetidae.
CGGGCACAAAGCAAAGCGCGCCCCUUCCCGGUGAUUUGGGGGCCGCGGGUGCCGGCGGCCAUCCAGAGCCUGGUGGGGUCACCGGAAGGACCCGUGCUGGAACCCGUCCUGAGGCUCUGGGGUUCCGCCAAAGCUUCCAGCAGGUUGACUGAAUAAAGAGCAAGGUUGGAGUGGAAAAGAGAGGAAACUUUUUGUUUGCCAGUUUACAAUGGAAUCUCUCAAGAAGAUGGACAUCAUCAAUGUCACCGCCUUGCCAAUGAUAGCAGUGGACGAGCGCCUGGUGGUCUCUGUCAAUGCACGGAAAGCACUGCAGAAUGCUUUGAGGAAGCAGUUGGAGGACCAUCCACCCACAUGCAUUGUUGGCUCCAUGAGCCAGGUGAACCAGAAGAUUACUGAAAUAGACCUGGGCUCCAGCCUGUUGACCAGCACCUUGGCAAUUGAGGAAUAUGAGUUGGAGAAGAUGUCUUUAAAAGAGAAAACUCACGGCAGCCUGGGAGACAGAGUCAAGCGACCAAAGGAAGAGGCACCGAUAUCGUGCAAAGGCUCAGAGCUCCGGAAUGCCAAGCUGAUCCUGACCAAAUGGAAAACAGCAGAUAAGAAUCUGCUGGCAGAGCUACACAAACACCCACAGUUUGAUGAAACUAAGCCCAACAAGCUUCCCAAUGGCGUGGACUUCUGUGACAUGGUGGGCAAUGUGAUCCGGUCUGAGAAAAACCCUCUGAGUGGCAAGUCUUACUGUUCAGACAGGGAAUUAGAGAAGUUUCUAUCUUCUCCCUGCCUCAGUGCCAUCUGGCUGGACAGCUUUUGGUGGAUAUUUCAUGAACGGUACCAGCCAAACAAGGAGAUCCAGAACAAGCUGUUUGAUCGAAUAGCCCAAAAUUACGCCUUCCUGUUGUUCAAAGAGGUCCGGUCCCACUAUGAAGAGGCACUCAUAAAAAGGCUCCCGUCGCUUCUGAGCAAAGCCCUGUACACCAGCUUCUGCUGCUGCUUCCCCCAGUCUUGGUUCAACACCCACGAAUUCAAGUCGGAAAUUUGCAACACCAUGAACCUGUGGAUCUCAGGGACAUACCCCUGCCCACAGAGCUAUGACAGUUGGGACUACUCAGAGCUGGAUCCAGAGAGAUCCCGGAGAGAAGAAUUAAUGUUGCAGAGCAGUCGACUUUUAAGGGGAAGAGAGUUCACCCUCUUCACUUGUAAGAAAACCUCCCUCCAGAAGGUGGACAAAAAUAAGAAAUUCCAUCCCUUUCAGUCUUCUGGUUUAUAUGCAGUCCACGAGAGAGGCUUUUCAAGGAGGCUGACCCCAGAGGAUAGCUCACGAUGCCACCACACCAUGAAAGAUCAUCCUGUGUCAACCGUGUUCUCCAGGAAAGCCACCCUGCAAGUCAAGAGGAUAUCGGAAGCCAGAGCAUGCCUGAGUUUGUUUCUGAAAAAGUCCCAUCCUGCCUGCAAAUGCCCCAAGCUGACUUCAAACAAAUUUGAUCUUUAUGGGAACAGCCCGCUGAUUGUGUACUUCUUCCUCAACUACUCCAAGCUGCAGCAGCAUGGCCAGGAAGUGCUGAUCAGCAGGAGAGAGAAGACCAAACUCAUCCCUGACUCUGCCAUGACCUAUGCUGACAUCAUCCAUCUGGCCACCAAGAACAUGGAGACUCGAAGGAUGAAGCUCAGGCAGCUGUACCGACUGCAUGAGAGCGAGUGGACCUACUUUAACAGCUACCUAACAGAUCUGCGAGAGAACUUCAGGAGGGAGGUGAAAGUUAUCAAUAAAAAGCAGCAGAAAAAAAGAAAGGCCAACCAUGCCAUCCUCUCACCCUCGCUACUGUUUGAUUAUUGGUUUGACAAGAAGUUCAGAGGAAACCCCCACAGGGAAACGGCGUUUCUCUCGAGGAAGAGAAGGAAGGAGGUAGAAGAGAGACGGAAGUUUCUCCAGUCCUCGUUCUCAUUCCGAAGCCCAGUGGAUAACUAUUCCCUGGUCAUAAAAAGCCCCUACAGAAUGGGGUUUAUUUCCAGUACCAGUGAGCACAUCGCCAGUGUGUCCAAAGUCACAAAGGACAUACUCUUUAGACUCUCGCCGUCUUCCAUGGAAUGAACUCGCCCGAGAACAGGCUCAGACUGCAGAGAACCUCACACUGCAAAGGAACCCUUGCCCCUGCCUGAAGAAGCCUAGGUGGGUCUGUCUCCCACCCUAGAAGGCAGACCAGCUCUCAACCAUCUUCCUGCCCAAUACAAGGAUUGCACCAUAAAGGACACAACGGCGACAGCUGUACUUGGGUUCCAGUGACCUGCCUGAUCCUCAUAUGGUGCCAUGCAGACCACCUCUGCCUCCAGCUUCUCAGCAGGACUCUGCUGCUUAGGACAGUCAUCUUGUCUGUAUUUCUCUAUCCAGUAGAGAGCUGUACUAAGAAGCGUCUGGUGAAUGCUGACACAGUACAUGGUCAAAGGUUUGCCUCUGAUGUCAGUGUGUGAGGUUAGAAGUUAUUCACCUUGGGAAAUGUGAACAGAUGAGAAAGUCCAAAACAUAUGAUGUGGCACUUACAUGUAUAUAUGUCUAUAUAGUAAAACAUUUCCAUAGAAUUCAUUCACUGAUGUAUGUUAAACAUAUGUGAUACACACAAUUAUUUGGGGCUUGCUCCUCUAUUAUCUGUAUUAAGAUAGCUAUUAGCACAUAUUAGAAAUUUAUUUGCAUGUUUUUGGUUUAAAUUAUUUUGUUUGCAGUACUAGUAUGGAACCUAGGGCCUUGCCUGUCUCAGGCAGGGACUUUACCAGUAAACCACUCCUUUGUGUUUCAGGGUCUUGCUAGGUUUCCUGGGCUGCCUUUGAGCUUGUGAGUCCCCUGCCUUUGUCACUGGGCCCAGCUGGCUCUGCGUGGUUUGGGCUCAGUGGAAGGCAUGAUCCUGAAAGAAGUUUAAACUAAAGGAGUGGAAGUA